GCCCUGUUACACACAUUUGUCUUUCCUACUUUCCAGCAAUACUUGAAGUGCACAGAGACACUGUACCAUGCUGCGCUGGAAGCUGUUGACUUUAGCAAUGCUCUCGAAGAAACCAGAAAAAAAAUUAACACCUGGGUGGAAGAACAGACCAGUGGUAAAAUCAAAGAGUUGUUCACAGAGGGCAUUCUAGGUUCAAACACUGUCCUGGUGCUGGUCAAUGCUAUCUACUUUAAAGGAAAGUGGACUGUGCAGUUUAAGGAAGAAGACACCAAGGAAGAACCUUUCAGGUUAAACAAGAAUCAGACCAAGAAUGUGCAGAUGAUGUUUCAGAAAAACGAAUACAAUCUGGCCAUCAUAGAGGAACCUGAGAUUCAAGUGCUUGAGCUCCCCUAUGGUAAAGAAAAAGAACUGAGUAUGUUCAUUCUUCUACCAAAGGACAUCAAGGAUAACUCCACUGGCCUGGAACAGCUUGAAAGUGCACUCACCUAUAAGAAUUUACAGGAAUGGACCAGCUUGGCUAAGAUGCAAAAACAAAGCGUGAGCGUGUAUCUGCCCCAGUUCAAGAUGGAGAAAAGCUAUGGCCUUGGCAGAAUUCUGGCAGCUAUGGGAAUGCCGGAGCUGUUUGACUCUUCAAAGGCUGAUUUAUCAGGAAUAUCAAGAAACCGUGAUGUGUUCAUGUCUGCAGCCAUCCAUAAAUCUUAUGUGGAAGUUAAUGAAGAGGGUACUGAAGCAGCUGCUGUUACAGGGAGUGCGAUGGGAACUACAAGUGUUGAGAUUCCUUAUGAGUUUAAGGCUGACCACCCCUUCCUCUUCUUUAUCAAACACUGUGGAACCAACAGCAUUCUCUUCUAUGGCCAAUGUACCUCCCCUUAGGUACAUUAAAGGUACAGGAAGACCUAAAGCAUUGUUGUAGUGAGGAUAAAAGAUAAUAUUUCUCAAGUUUUUUUUUUAAGUUUUGCAAAUUUGAAAUGAGAGGAUUCUUCAUGCAACUGCAUCCAAAAAAAAUCUCCUAAUCUAGUGGUUGGCAACCUUUAAGCUGAGAGCUAAAACAACACAGUUCUGCUCUGUUGUGAGCCAAGUGCCUUUGGCAGCACAUUGGCAGUGGGGAGUUUUUCCUGUGCCCAUGCCAGGGCCAGGCAGCUGGUAGCUGUGUCCGUGCCAUUGCCACUGCUUCUCCCCACCGGCUGGAAGCUUUUGCCCAUGCUACAUUUGAGAGAGGGUGGUGGCAAAAAGCAGCAGAGGCACAGGCACAGCUGGAAACUGCCCAGCCCUGGCACAACCCCUCGCUGCCUGGCCCUGACAUGGGGGCAGGUGCAGGCACAGGCAAAGCUCUCCAUCUCCAGUGGUUCUGCAGGCUGAAACUGAAUAUGUUGCUGGCCCCUCUUCUAUUAUGUUAUUGUCUUUCGCCUUUAUAUUGCUUACAGUUUAUUGUCUUUAUAUUGGGUUAUUAUAACAUAACCAGGGCAGCCAUCUCCUAAAUUUGAGAUCCUUUUGACUCCAUUAGGUGCUCUUGUUUCCAUGUGUUUUAAGCUGAGGAAGGUGCAAGUAAAUCAGGAGGGCAAGCUGAUGCCUCUCUUCUCACAAAUGGUGGCUGGAAAUGUUUCCCACAGUGAGCCCAAUUUUGUGGCUCCCUGGGGCCUUUCUCAUAUAAAACCCAAUUUUAUGCCUUCCCUCAUGUCCUGGCAUUACUCCUCAAAUAUAUCCACAUUGCCACAAUUUGAAGAGGCAUGUUCCCAUGUAGAGGUAAUAGGAUAAACCAUCAGGUGUAUGAAGUUUUCUAGUCACACGCUAUACCAACAGCUACACAGAGACUCUCUCUUCCAGCAUCAUUCACAUCCCCACCCUGGCUUUUGCUUAAGCCCAUGGAAGAGAGAGAUACUGUUGCAGAGGUAGCUGACCUUCUCUCUCUGUCUGAAUGCUGGGAAGCAGGAUGCAGCCUUCAAAAUAACUCAGCUUUCUGUCUGAGAGGGGCUGCACAGUAUUUGGCCCUGAUUUAUUGUUUCCAGAUGAAACUCUAAAUGUGGUCAUCUAAUGUGGUCACCUGUGUCCAGUUGUUUACCAGUUUAAUCUCUGCAGUUUAGACUAACCUGCAAAGACAAUAGAUUCACCCUCAGGCUUUUUGACUGUCUGUACUUAGCCCUAGAUACAAAAGGCUGCCUGUUCAGCAAUGAUGCAAAUAAAUGACUCAGUCACAUGUAAUGAGCUUCUGGAA
Alligator sinensis (Chinese alligator) is the source of this 2212-nucleotide messenger RNA. Its product is annotated as leukocyte elastase inhibitor A-like. The transcript has 4 exons. Gene Ontology annotation, biological process: negative regulation of endopeptidase activity. Gene Ontology annotation, molecular function: serine-type endopeptidase inhibitor activity. The record is from RefSeq and is a predicted model, not a curated record. Lineage: Eukaryota; Metazoa; Chordata; Crocodylia; Alligatoridae. The annotation marks the transcript as partial.